AUGAGGUGUGUGAAAGAGAGAAAUAAGAGAAAGAGGCCAAAAGAUGAAGAUGGAAUUUGUUCUCCCAAACUUCAAAGGUUGGUUACUCCCCUGAGAUUGCAAAGGAAGCAUGGAAGAAUAUCUGACAAGAAGAAGAGAAUCACAAAAUCUAAGGCCGAGGCAGUUAAGUAUCAGAACCUUUUUGCCACUAGGUUGAAGGAGCAUCGGGAGAGCCUAGUAAAGAAGAGAUCUAGACUUUCUUUUGCCUUGACGCCCUCAAUUGUGGCUUAA
Dovyalis caffra is the source of this 270-nucleotide messenger RNA. Lineage: Eukaryota; Viridiplantae; Streptophyta; Magnoliopsida; Malpighiales; Salicaceae. The record is from the annotation of a GenBank genome assembly.